UUUGUGUCUUUGAUUUAAAAAAAACAAACCAACAAUAACAACCCUCAAGCCAACAACCCUCUCUGAUUUAGAGCAGCGUCUGGUGACUACGUUGAAGUAGAACUAACUAUACGAAGUAAAUGUGUUGUUUUAUUUUACAAGCAACAAAAUUGUAUAAUUAACCCACGGAUCGUUUUGAAAUCCAACAGUACAUUUCGCUCUGAAAUAAUGAAAUGUAUGUUUUAAAAAAAAAAAAUCAACCUCCCCCAAAUGUUCGAAUUUGUGAUUCUGACUAUUCAUUCCGACACUAUGCAGCAGAUCGCUCGCUCGCACCUUUAUCCUUAAAUUGUGUGGCGCUAUUGUAACGCGAGUAAGCAACAGGUGAGACGGCAACUUUCCGCAGACAGUACAAUUAGGAAGUGAAAAAAAGUGAGGAGGACGCUUUCCUCAUUCACAUCAUGUUUGGAUUUACAAUAGAACGCGGGUUAAAAGAGAAGGGCAUGGACACAUCACGAACUUAUUUCAGUGUUUACCGUGUAUUUCUUGAAAACGAUAAAUCAGAAACACGUCGCUGCUAUGCCGUCGGGAGAAAGGCACGGGUGUGCAAACAUCCUACACGUUGACAGGUCAGUGAAGCAUUACGCGUACGGCUGUCAGGACGUAACUUAUCCAACUUUCUUCCUUUACGGGGGGGAGAAAAAAACAACAACUUGUCUUUGCGGGUAUUGGCACCGCGUUGCUUAUUUUCUCGAGUUAAAAUAAUAGUGGAGUGGUGUUGUAAAGUGUUCAUGCGCGGAGAUGCUCUUAAAAUUGUUGAGCGUGAGUUUUUGGAGUUGUGAUGUACGCAAAGGAGGGGCGCAGCGUGCCAAAGUGAGCCAACGCCGCGGGAUGAAACGGCACCAAAGAUGUCAACCUUGCUUUGCCACCCACACGAAAUCGAUUGUAUUACCCCCAAGAAGCCGGCUGCUCCACAUAUAAAUAGAGACGGGAGAAUAUUGCUCCAAAGACGGUGUUGAACAAGGAGAGCUCGCUGCGACCAGGACCAAGAUUUAAACCAUUUGAGGAAGUCAGCUGUGUCCACUCGACAAUAUCAUGCAGGUGGAGAGGAAAUGGCACAUACUCCUGACUUUCCUCCUUCUGCUCAUCACCUCCGGCCAAUGUGUGGACAACAAGGAGGUCAAGCAGAAGGCGAGAGGAACCCUGUUGGAUUUAAUCGUACAGGUGAUCAAAGACAGCCAGCAAUGGGACAAACACAUUUCCAGACGCUGCAGUGGGGGACUCUUCACGUCUCUUCAAGACCUGAAGUUGUCCUCCCGUGAAAAGCCUAUGUACAUUCCUCGGCUGGAUAACAGUAAACUCAUAGAAAUUGCUCCUCGAGAUCUAAACAUGAAACACAAGUUCAUUCAGCACUUCACAGCAGGACCAGUCAAGUUUUCAUCGGAAUGCAGAACACACUUUGACAGACUUUAUCACAACACAAGAGAUUGCUCAAGACCAGCAUAUUAUAAGAGAUGUGCCAGAUUGCUGACACGAUUAGCAAUGAGUCCACUCUGCACACAAUCAUAGAGAUCUUAUGUCCCAUUACGAUGGAGGAACGUUUCUCUAAGGAAGUGCCUUCCAAAAAAAAAAAAAAUUAUAUAUCUUAACACAAACAUUGUUGCAUUCAAUAAUGUUUUAUUUUGUUACUCUUCUUGACAUAAAUGCUCUUGGACAGUUUAAUUAUUUUCACAUGGAUUUAUCCUCAGUAUUUCAUAUAGCACAUUGACUGUAAUGUUACUUGUAAUGUGUGGUAUUAAUUUAAUGUUUUAAUGUUAGGAAAAUGUGUGCAGUCUAUACUAUUUCCACCAGCGUUGGAUUGUUUUGCUUUUGAUGAUGAAGGGAAAGGUUUUCCCUUCCUGUUUAUGAUUGAAGUCUUCUAUUGUUAUGAAACCAUAAGCCUGCCUUGCAUUGGACCAUUUGUCGUGGUCUUGUCUUCAUCACCUUUUAUUUGGCACUUGAGUGAUUGCUCACUACGAGAACACGCAGAAUGACAACAGAAUUGAUGAUGGUGCACUAUUGAACAAUAAAGACUAUUGAAGCAGA
Messenger RNA from Hippocampus comes (tiger tail seahorse), 2061 nucleotides. RefSeq names its product ALK and LTK ligand 1 (gene alkal1). Gene Ontology annotation, biological process: positive regulation of ERK5 cascade; positive regulation of ERK1 and ERK2 cascade. NCBI's taxonomy places the organism in Eukaryota, Metazoa, Chordata, Actinopteri, Syngnathiformes, Syngnathidae. Gene Ontology annotation, molecular function: receptor tyrosine kinase binding; receptor signaling protein tyrosine kinase activator activity. The record is from RefSeq and is a predicted model, not a curated record. Bases 1072 to 1545 code for a protein of 157 amino acids. The transcript has 6 exons.